AUGAGCGGAAGCGCAUGUACAACGGCCAAGACACCUUGGAGGCGAACCGAAUCGCCCGAGCCCAGGAAAACAUGGACCAGCAGCAGCAGCAGCCCGCGGACAACUCGGCGAAAAUAUUUCAACUUUGAAAUAUUUUCGCCGAACUACAAUUACGAGUAUUAUUAUGACAACCCUGAGAACCAAACCGACGGCGAGACGACGAUCAACGACGCCGUCCUUUUCAACCGGCGCCAGUUCGAGAGCAGCCCCGUGCUCGUGGCGACCCCUCCGACCCCCGCGGCCACUCCGACCGUGGCCACCUCGGCCAAGCCCAAGAAAAAGAAGAAGAAAAAGAAGCCGGGGGCGCGAGGGCCCAACAGGAGGAAGGGGUUGCCCGCGCUGCAGCAGGCCGGCCCAGGCUUCAGGCAGAGGAGCCCUUUGAACCCUCCGCUGAAGGUCGCGUUCGCACAAAUACGCCUGCCCAUUCACCGUCCCGGAUUGAAGAGGAGGAGGAAGAACAACAACGACCAGCAGGUCAAAAACGGAACCGUCGUCAACGCCAACCAAACCAAUCCCGCAGUUCCUGGUCCAGGGAAAAAGAAGAAGGGGAAGAAAAAUAACAACCAGAGAAACCGGAAUAGAAACCGAAACAGGAAAAAUGGUAAAAACAAGAAGCGCGGCACCAAAAAGCCUCCAACACCUCCACCAGUGAAUAAUUCUCAAUUGGAGUACGAAAGACCGCCGUUCAUGGUCAGCAGGUACCCUACGAACAACUCUCCAAAUCCACCCUUCACCCCUGGACCGACCACAAAUGGCACCCAGGACGAUUAUUACUACGAGUAUUAUCAGGACCCUCCACAAGGCGGAGGAAAUGGCGGAGACAUUAAUGGAGACCGAUUCGGCCCAAGCCCUAAUAAUGGUGGCAAUGGAAACAACAAUGAUCGAACCCCAUUCGGGAACAACAAUGAUCGACCCCCAUUCGGAAACAACAAUGAUCGACCCCCAUUCGGAAACAACAAUGGAAACGGGCCUCCUCCUCCAGGAAUGCCCUCAAUGCCCUGGGGUGGAACUCCCUCAAUGGGAGGACCCGGAGGAAUGUCCAGCCUGAUGGGGAACCGAAUGCCCACAACAAUGUCGAUGACCCGCACCGGCAGCGGCGUUGAAAGCGAAUCGCUCAACUCUUGCCAGACCCAAAAUUUCAACGACGCUUCAUAUUGUUGUGCUUUGGAGCAUCCAACUCUGUUCGACUCGAAUGACAUGGACGAGUGUCUGAACGACCUCAACCCUGACGAGGAACCGCCAGCAAUCGACGAAUACUCGGUCAACAAGGGUUUGAUUGGAAAGGGCGUCAUUGACUUCCAAUCUGCAAGUAUGAAGAACUUGUCAGAUGCAAUCUGCUUGACUCACUGCACGAUGAUUUCUUUGCAGUUUCUAAGUGAGGACCCAAAUAGUUUACAAUAUGACGAAGUCCGCGCUUACAUGGACAGCAAUCUGAAUGACAACAAUGAGACAGCAUGGAGACCGUUAUUAAACGAGGUGUCCAAGACCUGUCAAAAAGCUGUCAAAGCAAUGAACCAAGUACAAGACAGAAUUGAAACUUCAGAUUACACCUGCUUCACAAAACCGUACUUAUACGUCCAGUGCAUCCUACACUACAUUCUUUUUAAAUGUCCAACACCAUCUGACAGAGCGUCAAGUGAUUUUUGCAAGACAUCCAUAUCAAGCUUGGGCCAGGAAUGCAAUCCUUUUGAUGAUAAUUGAUAUAUAAAAAUUUAAAAAAAACCUCUACUUGGC
Molecule: messenger RNA, 1773 nt
Organism: Neocloeon triangulifer
Lineage: Eukaryota; Metazoa; Arthropoda; Insecta; Ephemeroptera; Baetidae
Product: probable cyclin-dependent serine/threonine-protein kinase DDB_G0292550
Exons: 13
Coding region: 1-1740 (579 amino acids)
Source: RefSeq, a predicted model, not a curated record